Messenger RNA from Dromiciops gliroides (monito del monte), 6058 nucleotides. It is a transcript of the gene HELB, whose product is annotated as DNA helicase B. Lineage: Eukaryota; Metazoa; Chordata; Mammalia; Microbiotheria; Microbiotheriidae. The transcript is spliced from 13 exons. The record is from RefSeq and is a predicted model, not a curated record. Bases 68 to 3271 code for a protein of 1067 amino acids.
CAGGUGUUUCGGUUCGGGCGCCUAGAGCUUGGGGUAGCCGGUAUCUCUUGCCUUCGCGACCCCGACGAUGGGGGACCUGCGGAUAUUGUGCGGCACUUUGUUGCCGGACAAAAGCCUGCAGGUGAUGGACGAAGACGAGGAGGCGGUCUUGGUGGAGGACGAGGAGGACGAGCCGCUCUUCGUGGACGCGGAGGAGCUGUGUAAUGGAGGGGUGAGGUCGGGCGCCCUCCCCGCGCUCUGUCCGGUCAUAAUUGAAGAUGAAAACACCACAAAGGGGAUUCAAGUAUUUGGACGGUUUCCAUUGGUUGGUCCUUGGUGGAAAGUUAAAGUAAAAGUAAAACUUGUAGGAGCUCGGUACAUUGCCCUUGGAUUACCGUCUUACUUUUUACAGACAGACUUAUCAGUCAGUCGAAGAGAUAUUUGUUCACUUUUUCUUAAGGCCUGUGAAGUUCAAGAUGAUUUUAGAGAGGACUUUUUAAAGUGGGUACAUGAAAAAUCAAGUUUUCGCAACUUGAGCUUUGCAAAUCUUCAAGAAGCACUCGAAGAUUUUGAAGAAGGAUGGCAAAAAGAGUCUUCAGGGAGCAAAAAUGGAAGUUCUUCACAGGAGAAAAAAAAUCAAAGUUUAUUGAAUAAAAAUUCAACUGUUUUAAAAACUGUAAUGAGAGCUUUGAAGUUUCCAAGAAUAAUGGAAUUCAUUCCAGUCCUUCUGCCUCGACAUUUUCACAGUCUUCUGAACUCAGAACAUCCUGAGAGCCUGUUCAGAGACUUGGAAGAGAUCCUAAAUACCUGUCCAUGGAAACUUGGCUUUAGUAGAAUAACUUACAGAGAAUUGAAGCUUAUUGGGUGUGAAGCAACUUGGCUGGCAUUUUGUCAAUGUGAAUUUCUUUUCCAAAAAAUGAAUAAUUUGGAGAAGAAUGCACUAAUAACGUAUAAUGAACUGAAACAGAUAUGUAGAGAGUAUGGACACACUUAUGUUAAAGAAAGUGAAUUAACCUCUAGGCUGUCUGAAAAGGUUUCAUUUCAAGACGUUUGGUAUUCUCUGAAGUUUUUGAAAGAUAAUGGGAUAGUUUCAAAUGAAAAAGAGUGUAUCUUUCUCAGUGAUCUUUAUGAAGCUGAGAGAGAUGUUGCCUCUUUGGUACAUGACCUUAUGACAUCACCAUCAUGGAAUUUAAAAGUGGAUGUGAAAGAAGUUCUUGCUUCUAUGGAGACUAGGAGAUCUAAGUAUACAGAAGAAGGUGAUGCAAUGAAUAUCAGCGAAUCUCAGGAAGAAAAGUUAGAAAAUGAUGGUCGUGCUUUGGACAUGCAGAGCCCUAGUAACCAAAUUUCCCAUGCAGAUGAAAAUGAAAGUAAUUUUGAAAUGCCAAACCAAGCACAACUGGACCAGGAUCAGGUGGCUGCCCUGGAAAUGAUUUGUUCUAAUGCAGUGACAGUUGUCAGUGGGAAAGGUGGCUGUGGAAAGACCACAAUUGUAAGCCAUCUCUUUAAGUAUGUGGAGCAAAUGGAAAAGACAGAAGUGUGGAAAGCUUGUGAAGACUUCGAGCAAGACCUAGAUGCACCAGAAGAAUGGAACACUUUUGUUGAUCAAAGUGAAUGGAAUGAUAAUAAACGUAUAGAAGUAUUGUUCACAGCACCCACUGGUAAAGCUGCUAGUUUACUGAGAGAGAAGACUCGCCUUGCUGCUUAUACAUUACAUCAGAUAAAGUACAGCUUCUAUUCAUGGCAGAGACCAAAGGAGAAAAAGAAGGACAAAUAUCCGUGGAAAUUUUCUUCAGUGAGAGUUCUGGUUGUGGAUGAAGGGAGCUUAGUCUGCAUAGCAGUCUUCAGAUCAAUUGUAAAUUUGUUGCGUAAACAUGCCAAACUUGUGAAGCUGGUUAUUCUUGGUGAUGUCAGACAGUUACCCAGCAUUGAGCCUGGUAACUUGCUAAUGGACCUAUUUGAGACUCUCAAAUCAAGAAACUGUGCUGUGGAACUAAAAACUAACCACAGAGCAGAAUCUCAGCUCAUUGUAGAUAACGCAGCAAGAAUCUCUAGGCGACAGUUUCCAAAGUUUGAUGCAGAGUUGACAAUUUCCAAUGAUCUGGCCAACUCACUCCCAGAUCAAAAUAAGAGGUUUAUUUUUGUUAGACUGCCUGAAGAUAAUAGUCAAUCUCAGUCAUCUCAAAGGAACUAUCGCUCUUACUUGUAUUCUGCAGUUAAAACUUUACUUAAUGGAGCAAUGGAACUAAAGCAGGCUACAUCACAGUUCAUUGCGUUCAGAAAGCAAGACUGUGACCUAAUAAAUGAAUGCUGUUGUAACUUCUACUCAGGCCACUUACCCAAAAAUCAUAAAGGUAGACUUGUCUUUCAAAGAGGUGAUAAAAUCUGUUGCACCAGGAAUGCUUACCUCUCAGACUUACUUGCUCAAAAUUCUGAUAGCCUUCAAACUGAAAAAUUAGAAUUGGACCAUGCUGGGGAGCCUGAUGCAUCUUAUGAUAGUAAACAAUCCAAAAAAUGCCAUGGCUCUGAAAAUGACAUCCGGCUAUGCAAUGGAGAGAUAUUUUUCAUAACAAAUGAUGUACAGAAUGAAAAGGGAAGAUUUUUGACUAUUAAUAAUAUGGCUGACUUAGAGGUUACUGUAGACUUCAAAAAACUAGUGAAUUUUUGCCGUAUAAGGCAUGCUUGGGCAAGAACAAUUCAUACAUUUCAGGGGUCAGAAGAAGACACAAUAGUUUAUGUCAUUGGAAAAGCUGGUCGACAGCACUGGCAACAUGUUUACACAGCUAUAACACGAGGUCGCUCUCGAGUAUAUGUUAUAGCAGAAAAGUCCCAGCUCCAGAAAGCAGUGAAGCAAAAUAGUUUUCCCAGACAAACUCGUUUAAAACAUUUUUUGCAAAGGAAUUUUGCUGAUAGCUAUACAUUUCCAGAAGAGGCAUCAUUCCCAUCCAAAAGCCAUGGACAAAAUAAAGGACACGGCUCCCAACCUUCAACAACUCCAUUAGACCCGAUCAUACCUGGAAUCUUUAUUGAAACACAUGACUCCGUAGAUAAAGAUGUGACAUUAGUUACUGGUAAAGGAGAGAAAUUGGUUUCAUUUGUGGAAACUGAUGAGGAAGAAGAUUCAUUGGAGUUAAGAGGAACAAAGAGAAGUACCACAAAUGACUUUGAAAGUCCAAACAAAUUACUUCUGGUGGAACAGACAUCACCACUUGUAUCUGCCAGACUUCAAAAUAUGACCCUGAAUAGCUUGACUCCCAAGCAGCUUUUCAAAACUGCGAGCAGUGAAAGAACUUAAGUUCUGGCUGAACAAAAUGAUUAUGACACAUUUUUGUCUUUGAUGAGAAAAUACAUAGCAAUAUCUUCAAAUGAUGAAGGUAAAAUUGGCCAAGUUUUAAGUAGAAUUUUUAUAUUUUACAGAUUUUAUUUUAAAGCAAAAGCAUGAAGAUUUAAAGGCAUUUUACUGGCAUAACUUAUAACAGAGAAGCUAAAAUGAGCUUUUAAAAAUGAAACAUGAUACAAAACCCAAAACUUACAUAGUUUUAUUUGAACUUUUUCAAAAUUUUAGUAUUAUGGCUUUAAUUGUUAGUAUAAUUAUGGUCAGUAUUUGCUUAUCUUUGAUAAUAUGAUUUGGUUAUUGGAUUAGGGCAGAAAAAAAUUUAAUCAUUAUAUGGGGGUAUGGCUACAGAGUAAUGGGACUAUACUUUAAAACAAACACUAGAAUUGUUAUACCAAAAGAGUGUUACCUCCUUUUAAAAAGUACCCACCUGUUGAGGCCAUAUACUUCCCAGGGUGCAAAUCAUGCUGAGAUCUUCCUUUUGGGAACUUCAUGCUUGUUGCAUGUUUUUCUGAGUGUGGAACAUAGUAGCCAACUAACAACUCUGUGGGUAGAGAAGUCUUUUGGAGCCAAGACCAGUGAAUCAGGAAGAGAUCAACCUUUGGGUAAUUUUAUUUUUUGGUAAAACAAAGUGUGACUCUAAACUGCACCUGAAACCAGUGCCAAAAAUGGCAUUUAGAAAGUGUUUUGAGGAAAGGUUUUAGAAUGCAUUGUAAGAUUCUCAUCAUCCAUCCCAAAUGUAUACUUACCUCUGAAAUUGUUAUAUUUAGGCAAACAUACAAUUUAGUUCAUAUCUUGUAGGCAGCCUCCAACUGACAGUAUAGAAGGAGGUAACCCCAAAAGCAUAAUGGGAAAAACCAGUCUGGCGUUAGAAAAGCUGUCCAUGGAAUAUGAGAUUUGAAUAAAUGAACAAAUACAUUUUUAGAAUAUUUUACUGUCUCUAUGAUGCAAUCAUGUAUUACAUGAUAUAAUUUUUAAUGUCUUAUUGAAUGAAAGAUAGUAAAAAAAAUGCCAAAAAGAAAUGAUGUUUGGAUUUCAACCUAACCGUUUACAGUAAUAGAAUAUAAUUAGAAAAGAACUGUUAUCCCCUCCAACCCCUAGUGUAAUACAGGAAUUCUUUCUGCCAUAUCAUCGAACGGUGGGGUUUUUUUAGGGACAAGGAGCUACCAAGAUUUUUCAGGGACAAAGAACUGUUUUGUAAGGCAACCCAUUCCAUUGUUGGCCAGAUCUGAUUUUGGUGAGUUCUAGUCGAAACCAUAUUGGAACAGAAAUUUCCUCUAUUGCACUCUCCUACAUGGUAAUUCUCAUACAGUCUUUGCUUGAAUACCUUAAGUAAGGAGAACCAAGACAGUGUAGUUCGACUUUGGGAUCACUCUGAUUGUUAUGAAGGUUUUUUUCAUGCCUAAAUUUGCCUCUUUGCAACCUCCAUCAUUCUUAGAUCUACCCAUGGCUAAACAAGUCUAAUUUACCCCUCUUACUCUAAUGACUUUGCUUCUAUAAAUGCAGCCUAAGAUUACAUUAGCAUUUUUUAGGAGCCAUCUCAUACUGAUUUGUAGAAUCUGAGUUGGAAGAGAUUCUCCCCUCCUCCCCCCCCAAGGCCCUCAAGUCCAGCCUGCACCUGAACAAGAAAACUUCCCCACAUCAUACCUGAAAAGUGGUCAUGCUGCAUUUGUUUGAAAACCUUCAGUGAGGGGAAACCAAAAGUCCCUCCUUGGAAAGGAGGGAGAGGAAUAUACCUCUCUUCAACUUCCACCCCUUGUGGCUAAUUCUGUAAUCCCUCAUCCACACAACUAUCCUUUAGCUAUUAGACAGCUUUCAUGUCUUCUCAGACUAAAUGUUAGCUGAAGUCAUCCUUGGUUCUUCUUUUGAUCCUUAUGUGGCAUGACCUUAAAGUUCUUCACCAGCCUGUUUGUGCUUUCCUUUGGACACCCUCCAGUUUAAACAGUGCCCUUUCUAAGAUGUAUCACCCUGGUUGGUUUGUUUAUUUUUAUUUCAUAUGAAUGAUUUUCAAGUCAAAUCCUCCCCCCAACCUCCCCCCCCCCCCACCUCUUAUUUACUGACUUAAUUGAUUUUAAACACUUAAAUGCAGGACUUCACAUUUAUUCUAGUCAAAUUUCAUCUUGUUGGCUUUGAUCCAUUCACUGGAUUAUAGAGUAAAUUCCAUGUAAGAUUUACAAAUAAUAUAUUCCAGAAAGUCAAGAAUAUGGAUAGUUUAAAUGUUCAUUUUAAUAGAAUUUGACGAGGUGAUAAGAUGCUUCUAUUCAACAGUUGUAAAAAUCGGUGCAUUAUAAAUAGUAGGUGCUUAAUUGUUGGAUUGAAUUGAAAGUGAAAAAAAUAACUGCAGUCUUCCAUGGUCAAAAUAGUCAUCCUUGUUAAAGAAAGAUGGCACAAUAGUUGAAGCAUCUUCUGUCAGUUCCAUGGUUUAUCAUAGAUAUGUGUCAUAUAAAAUAUUUUCAUGAACUAAAUUCUUGGAAGUCCUGCAUUAUUUUAAGACCUCUGUUUUUAAACAUCAUUCAUCUAAAUUAAACUUUCAAUCUUGUAUUAUAUCUGUUCUAUACUCUGCAAUAUCUAGCCAAAGUGGAUUUAGGUUUAUACUGAAUGUCAUACUUUGUCUUUUUUAAAUUACUGUUUAUUCCACUGUGUACAGCUUGAUUUUUUUCAUACAAAUUUGCAACAAUUCUGAGCUCCCAAAAACCAUACAUAGACGAUAAAUAUCAUGCUAUUAAAGUAUUAAAUUUGUACAAAAAU